AGACAAGAGACAGAGACACAGACUACAGACAGGGAGACUAAAGACACAGAGACUAAAGACAAAUAAAGAUAAUCAGAUAUAUAUAUCUAUAAUAUUUAUCUGAAUACACUUCAGUCAUAUACUGUAUAAUGUACUUCAUUCCCGCCCACGUCGGCACACGCCGUGUCAGCAGCGAGCGCACCUGUACUCCUCCUCUCUGACGGAACAGGAAGUCGGGAAACGGGAGGAAGAAGAAUCUCGGACGUAAAAGAGAAAAGUUUGUGAAUGUUAAAAGAAAAAUGAGCAGAAUUUAUGAAAACUCGUGUUUACAGAACAAACCCGUCCACAGUGACAAGUUCGACGGCGUCUGGUCUCCAUCUACAUACGAGAGGGGAGCUGGAGUUCUUCUGGAGGGAAAGGUGCUGGACGUCUCCAGACAUGUGGUCAGCGAUGUCAAAAACCACAAGACUCUUGUCUCUCUUGGUUCUGGUCAGGUUCGCUUCUACGUUCUGUAUGUCAAACCCAGCCGCGUCCAUCAGAGGAAGUUUGAUGACAGAGGAAAUGAAAUCGAGCCAAACUUCAGUGACACCAAGAAGGUCAACACAGGUCAUCUCCUGUCAUCCUACAUCUCCAUCGCUAAAGUGGAGGGUGGCGCAGUGACCAGGUGUAACUUUACUGGAGAUGAAAACACUGGAGCUUCAUGGACGGACAAGAUCCUGGCCAACAAAGUCCACGCAGAAGACGCUGAGCGAGGAGGAGGAGGAGGAGGAGCAGCAGGAGGAGGAGAGGGAGCUGAUGAAGAUGAAUGGGACGAGAGAGUAAAUCAUUUCCUGGCAGAACUGAACUGAACCGAGCUUGUGGCAGAUCUCCAGUCUGUCUCUCUCUGUGUCUCUAUGUCUGUGUCUCUCCGUGUCGCUCUCUGUCUCUGUGUCUGUCUCUGUGUCUCUCCGUCUCUCUCUCUGUCUCUGUGUCUCUCUCUGUGUCUGUCUCUUUGUCUCUGUGUCUUUCCAUGUCUGUGUCUGUCUCUGUGUCUGUCUCUGUGUCCUCAUGGUUUAAAAUCUUGCAGCAGGUUUUGACUGUGAUUCACACAUUUAUAUGAGAUCAAAUAUAAAUCUUAAAAAGUCUGGUGGUCAGGUGACUUUAAAGGUGUUUUGUGUUUGAAGUGACGAUUAAAUUUAGCUAAGACUCAUGUAAUCAAAUCUGUGUCACAUGAUCACGUCUUUAUGUCACUGUUAGACGUUUAUAAACCACUCACUCUCCCACACCAAACCUCAUAGAGAAAACCAGUAUUUUUGAAUUCACUAAAAUCAGACAUUUGAACUUGGUGAUGGAGGCAGCAGCGGAUCAACAACUCCUGUGUGUGUGAUGUUAAAAUCACUGAUUUUCUCUAUGAGGUUUGGUGUGGGAGAGUGAGUGGUUUACAAACGUCUGUCUCAUAGUGAGAUAAAGACGUGAUCAUGUGACGUAGAUAUCGUAGAAACUUAAACUGACGUAGAUUUUAUUACACAAGUCUUUUCAGUCCCUCAUACAACCUUUAAACGUGUUUUUAUCCUAAUAUUAAACAGAGUAAAAGAGCUGUUUGUCAAACUGUAUGUUAUCUAUAAUGGGAGAUUCAUGUUAUGACACUGUAUAAUAAUAGGUAAAUAUCACGUGUGAUAAUAGUUAAAUAUCACGUAGUAUAAUAAUUAAAUAUCACAUAUAAUAAUAGGUUAAUAUGUUUAAUAAUGGGUAAAUAUCACGUAUGAUAAUAGGUUAAUAUGUUUAAUAAUGG
Solea solea (common sole) is the source of this 1750-nucleotide messenger RNA. RefSeq names its product arpin-like. Lineage: Eukaryota; Metazoa; Chordata; Actinopteri; Pleuronectiformes; Soleidae. The record is from RefSeq and is a predicted model, not a curated record. The transcript has 5 exons. Gene Ontology annotation, biological process: negative regulation of actin nucleation. The coding region runs from base 279 to 827 and encodes 182 amino acids.